UAUGCUAUUUAGAAAGGAAUAUUGCAUUUAAAUAAAAGACCUAAAAAGCAGUAAUCAUAAAAUGGAGAAGUCAAUGAAGUUUUUAUUUCUAUAUAUCCUCUUUGCACGGAUAUAUGCAGCAACAGCCCUCGGGACAAAGACAAGGGUACAUCCGUCGAUAAACUCGUCAGCUCAAUAUGAGCAAGCUUUAAAUGAAUGGGAAAAUUCUGCAUCAAUUGGUUUUUGUGCCAGUUAUGGUACUGAGAUAGACCAUAUACUGGAUACUCUCGUUAAGAACGACAAUACCAAUGCUUUAAUAGGAAACCCACUUAACUUUUUUUCUAGCCAGCGUGAGGAUAUUAGCGACAAUCUUGACACUGGGAAGGAUAAGAUUCAGAAGACAGUUGCGGAGUGCACGUUGACGCAUGAGAGUACCUCUGGUCUAUCGAAGAAGACGGUCUAUCUAUCGUUAAAGGACGCUGAAGAUUAUGGUAAACGAAUUGAGGACGCUAAAAAGCGUAUGUUAACUACAUCUAUGGAGGAAUCUCCAGUUAAGCAUUCUAUUGACCUCAAGUGCAAGUCAGUGGUCAUAGCGGAUGACUCAAAGCGGUGUCAAGUAUGUUUGUAUGCAGAGGUUGUGAAGCCUAACAAGCACAUUAGAUAUGGCCACAUGGGACAAAGCAGUGUUUUGGAGUGCUUGAAUGGCUAUGACACUGAGGUAACCGAUGGAUCACAGCGUAGAUCCUACUUUAUUAUCUCAUCUGCUAACUACCACCCAAUAUGCAUUGCAUAACUAUUUUAAAUUUUAGCUACUCUGUUGUCUAGUUCCCGUAGGCGCAUGUA
Babesia bovis T2Bo is the source of this 822-nucleotide messenger RNA. Its product is annotated as putative integral membrane protein. The transcript has a single exon. The record is from RefSeq and is a predicted model, not a curated record. Lineage: Eukaryota; Apicomplexa; Aconoidasida; Piroplasmida; Babesiidae. Bases 62 to 772 code for a protein of 236 amino acids.